Bactrocera oleae (olive fruit fly) is the source of this 472-nucleotide messenger RNA. Its product is annotated as larval cuticle protein 65Ag1-like. Gene Ontology annotation, cellular component: chitin-based extracellular matrix. Gene Ontology annotation, molecular function: structural constituent of chitin-based larval cuticle. The record is from RefSeq and is a predicted model, not a curated record. NCBI's taxonomy places the organism in Eukaryota, Metazoa, Arthropoda, Insecta, Diptera, Tephritidae.
CAAUCACCAUCAGUUGAUAAAGCACAGCAUAGCUAUACAAAAUAAAUCAAAAUGAAAUUCGUCAUUGUGUUCGUUGCCCUCUUCGCCGUGGCAUUGGCUGCUCCUCCAGCACAGCAAGUUGAAAUAGUACGUCAGGACUCCGAUGUCCAACCCGACGGUUACCGCUUCGGUUAUGAGACCAGUGAUGGCUCCAAGCACGAAGAACAGGGUCAGCUGAACAAUAUCGGCACAGAUGAGGAAUCCAUUUCCGUCAGAGGUUCAUACAGUUUUGUUGCCGACGAUGGCCAAGUCUACACUGUCAACUACAUUGCCGAUGAAAAUGGUUUCCAACCACAAGGUGCUCAUUUGCCUGUUGCUUAAAUAGACAACUAGAAGUCAACGCGUCGAAGGAUUUUUUGUUUGUACAUUAUUUGUGAGAGUAUUAUUGAGAGAUAAAAUUCAAUAAAAUACGCUUUAUUAUAUUUUUUAUACA